AUGAAGGGAUUCACGGUCCUGUUUACUACGCGUCAGGCAUACCCUAUUCUGAUUCUAUUGCUGGUCGGAUACGCCAGCUGCGAAAUCGAGAGACGCACCUCGAAGCAGAUGGUCGAGGAGUCGCCGGAGAGCCUGGCCUCGACCCUCAGCAAGGACUGUGGCAAGUCUUACAGUGCCACCUGCCUGAAGCUGGACGUCGUCUCGUUUCUGGACAGGCUCUCCGAGCAGGAGGACAUCAGCAUUCUCCCUGGGGUGUCCGUGAUCAAGGAGAACGGCUCGGCGAACAUGCCGGCUUCUGAAGUGGUAGCUAAUCUGGCCAGAGAUUUCCCGAAUGACGUCGAGAAGAGGCUCGACGCUUACCUGGUGCACAAAGUCGGGUCCUAUCUGAACAGCCACUCUAUCUCUAUCAAACUGUUCGACCCUAGGACUUUCGAGGCUGCUAGGAGCUUCAACGAGGAGACACUGGCUCAGCUUGGUCUGGGUGGUGGACAGAACGUUGGAACCGGACGUAAGAAGGACAAGGGUGGCUACGGAGGUCUUAUGGCAGGUCUGAUGAUGAUGAAAGGUACUUUGGGCGCGGUGGGCUUCGGUGCCCUCGCUCUACUCGCCGGUAAAGCCCUGAUGACCGGUCUGAUGGCUCUCAUGCUGUCAGCCAUCAUCGGUCUCAAGUCCCUGGCUGGCGGCGGCGAGAAGAAGACCACCUACGAGAUUGUCAGCAAACCGGUGUACUCAAGCUCCCACACCCACAGCGCCGAGGAGCACCAUGGCCACGGUUACGGUCAUUCUGGAUACGGUAGAUCGUUGGACGCCGUAGAGGACACCAUUCAUCAGGGUAUCAUGAAGUACGGAAACGCGCGGGACCGUCGAUCGAUCCGGAUGAAUUAA
This is a messenger RNA of Dufourea novaeangliae, 885 nucleotides long. RefSeq lists its product as uncharacterized. Bases 1 to 885 code for a protein of 294 amino acids. The transcript has 2 exons. NCBI's taxonomy places the organism in Eukaryota, Metazoa, Arthropoda, Insecta, Hymenoptera, Halictidae. The record is from RefSeq and is a predicted model, not a curated record.